Molecule: messenger RNA, 899 nt
Organism: Cucurbita moschata (crookneck pumpkin)
Lineage: Eukaryota; Viridiplantae; Streptophyta; Magnoliopsida; Cucurbitales; Cucurbitaceae
Product: BOI-related E3 ubiquitin-protein ligase 1-like
Exons: 3
Coding region: 127-897 (256 amino acids)
Biological process (GO): regulation of programmed cell death
Molecular function (GO): ubiquitin-protein transferase activity
Source: RefSeq, a predicted model, not a curated record
CCAAAAUCUUCCCCGCCCUUCCUUGUCGCGGCCAUCAAUUCCGUGCUCUCUCUAUCUGUUCAGCACAUCGAGAAGAUCUCUCUCUGAUCACAAGAAACGCAACCAAGAACCACCCAACCGAUUUUCAUGGCGGUUGAAGCACGCCCCAUCAAUCUUUUCCCUUCCACCCCCCACUUCAUAACAAACAGAGAUUUCAUCGACCCCAACACUCCCACCGCGCCGCCGCUUCAUUCUCUUACUUUUCCGAUGUAUGGAAACCCCGAUACUGGACUCACCUCUACUCCGUCGAGGAAACGAGCCAGAUGCUCUGUUUAUGACGAAUCUCCGCCGAGGUUGUUUGAUCAAGAAAUGAUCAUCUCUCAUAUUGAACACCAACGCUCUGAAAUCGAUCGGUUCAUUGCAAUUCAUACGGAGAAGGUGAUGAUGGAAAUGGAGGAAAGAAAACAGAGGCAAUCGAGAAUGUUGGUGAGCGCCAUUGAAGACAGAGUAGUGAAGAAAUUAAAGGAGAAAGAGGAGGAAAUUGAAAGAAUGGGAAAACUGAAUUGGGUUUUGCAAGAGAGAGUUAAACACCUCAGCUUGGAGAAUCAACAAUGGCGGAAUUUAGCAGAGACGAACGAAGCUACCCUCAACUCUCUCAGGACUAAUUUGGAGCAGGUUUUAAUGGCGAACGCCGGCGAGGAGGCGGCGGCGGUGGCCGAUGAUGCAGAGUCGAGCUGUGGGAGUAGUUACUCCGGCGGUGGAGGAGGGCGGUGCCGGAAGUGUGGUGCGGCGGAGUCGAGGGUGCUGGUUUUGCCGUGCCGGCAUCUGUGUUUGUGUACAAUAUGUGGGUCCAGACUCCAUACUUGUCCUGUGUGUAAUUCGGCCAUUAAUGCGAGUGUUCAUGUUAAUUUUUCUUGAAA